CGCUGUUUGGCAAAUGCGCUUCUCUCACAGCGGCCCCCCACUCUCUAGUCUGCUGUCCUACUCGGUUUUAACGUUGUUUCUGCUGUCUGCUCUAUCCACAGCGUGCUUGAGUUUGCCUUAGGCCAGGAUGGCUGCCCGUCUUCUCCGAUGCAUGGCCCCUCUCGCAUCCAUGGCCCUGCUCCAAUGCAGGCGCUCCCGUAUAUCCGCAGGGCCACUCCUAACACUGACUCCGCCCACUGCGCUAGGAACGUGCCGGAGUAAGAAGACAUGGCCCAAAACGUUCCCCGAGGAGGAGCUGAGGAAGCGAUUGACCCCCAUGCAGUACCAUGUUACUCAGGAGAAGGGCACAGAGAGUGCUUUCACAGGAACAUAUGUCGAUAAUAAAGAGGAAGGAACCUACCACUGUGUCGUUUGCGGUGCUCCUCUUUUCAUGUCUGAUAAGAAGUUCGACUCCGGAUCAGGAUGGCCGUCCUUUUUUGAUUUGAUCAAUAAGGACGAUAUAAAAUUAACGGACGACUUUUCCUACGGAAUGCACCGAGUGGAGACAACCUGCAGUCAGUGUGGUGCUCACCUGGGCCACCUCUUUGAUGAUGGACCUCGACCAACUAAGAAACGCUACUGCAUAAACUCCGCUUCCCUCAAUUUCCAGUCGAAAAACAGUGCAUCAAAGGAGGUGGAAGCAUCUGGGGGAGCAGGUCAAUCUCCAUCUUCUAGUAAGAGUGAAGAACUUUAAUAGGACUUGAAGUAGAUCAAACAGAUGUCACGCUACUCCAAAUUCACAUCCGUACUAUAAAUUCCAAAUCAAGUGCAAGUGCAAUAUUCGUCUGAAUGAUCGGUCAUUCAAGAUCAUAAUAUGCAACAAUAUCAGUGUCCAGAUAACAGAUUAGAAUGGCCUUAUGUUUGCACCUCAACUUCUUCUCUUGAAUUGAGUCAUCUGAGCUCACAUCGCUUCCAAGAACAUACAGGUACAUUGGGUACAAAGGUCUGAGACCACAUUGGAUUUUUAGUUUUUUUUUUAUUUAUAUUCAUUCUCUUCCGUUGAAGCUCAAGAUGCUCUUUGGAUCAUUCUCAAAUCAUGCUGGAGAACAUGACAAUCAGGUUGUAAACAAACUUGUGGAGUUCGUGCAGCAAACGGAGGACAAACCAAAUAGGUUUUCUCAUAUUCAUGGUGAACUUAAAUUGUUAUUCUGAUAUUCUGAAUAUAAUUUGUUAUGGAAAAAUAGUUUACAAUAGUGGUCUCUGACUUUUUUGGACCCCACUGUAUAUUCAAUAUCCAAUGAUUGGUAGCAAAUUAUAAAUGUAUACUUUCUCAGAGUGCUGUGUUGUUUUUGAAGUGGCAUGUGUUACAGGGAGGUCAAGAAGUUUGAGGAAAAUGCUAUGCAAGUGCUCCUGUGAGCAGUAAAAUAAGCACCGCGUGGAGAACAAAGCAUUCUUUGAAAUAAAAUGGAACAGUUGACAAAUGUUUAGUCUGAACACAAAUGUAGCCUGACUUUUAAGGGUGCUUUUUUUGGUCUCCCUGCUUGCAGUGCCUAUUUUUGUCCUAAGUUGAUUUUUUUUCUCCUUUGAUAUUGAUUCACUUUGAUUUGACAGAAUUUAAUUCAUAUUGACCUGUGUGAUUAAAAAGAUAUUAAGAAUAA
Messenger RNA from Pimephales promelas (fathead minnow), 1637 nucleotides. It is a transcript of the gene msrb3, whose product is annotated as methionine sulfoxide reductase B3. The record is from RefSeq and is a predicted model, not a curated record. Gene Ontology annotation, molecular function: peptide-methionine (R)-S-oxide reductase activity. Gene Ontology annotation, biological process: protein repair; response to oxidative stress. Lineage: Eukaryota; Metazoa; Chordata; Actinopteri; Cypriniformes; Leuciscidae. Gene Ontology annotation, cellular component: cytoplasm.